UAUUAUACGUGUAAUUAGGGCUCCAUAUCUACACACAAAUCUCCCUUUCAUCCGUUAUUUCUCAAAUCCAGCUUCUUUUUAGCUCAUUUUAUUACUUUAAUAAAUAAUAAUUCGAUUGUUGUAAUUCCAAGCUCCGUUAAAACCGCUUAUGGUUAGGUUAUGAAGAAUACACCCGACGGGACAGAUUCAAGUUCAACUGAUUCCCCAAAUAGAAUUUGUGCUUUCAUCUGUUCUGAGGCAGGACCAAGCAACCACAGAUCUUUAAAGUCCUCUUUGUGGUCAGGAUUCUUGGUAUCUGCCUUUUCAGUUUUUAAUACUCAUAGUGAGUCUAGGGAUUUCCAGAAGAAGAACCAACAAAUCAGUACCAGAGGUCAUGGUUGGACUGCAGCUGUGAAGAGAGUUAUAAACUCUGGUUCAAUGAGGAGGAUUCAGGAGCGGGUUUUGGGGUGCAAGACUAUUUCUAACUCCUUGAGUGAUAUAUGGCUUCUAGGAGUUUGCUAUAAAAUUUGUUUGGAAGAUCCAUCUCAAGAACCAGUUAAUACCAUUGGAUAUGCUACAUUUUCUGAAGAUUUUUCUUCACGAAUCUUGAUGACAUACCGCAAAGGUUUUGCGCCUAUUGGCGAUUCAAAAUAUACAAGUGAUGUAAAUUGGGGAUGCAUGGUUCGAAGUAGUCAGAUGCUUGUUGCUCAGGCAUUGGUAAUGAAUCGACUAGGCAGAUCUUGGAGGAAGCCUUUGCACCAGCCUUUUGAUCGACAUUAUAUCGAAUUAAUACACAUGUUUGGUGAUUCUGAGGAUUCACCUUUCUCCAUUCAUAAUCUUCUUAAAUCUGGUGAGGGGUAUGCGCUUGCUCCAGGAUCAUGGGUGGGCCCAUAUGCCAUGUGUCGCACCUGGGAGACUCUUGCACGUCGCAAGUUAGAGGAAAAUCAAGCAGAUAAAUCAAUUCCAAUGGCCAUAUAUGUUGUCUCUGGAGAUGAAGAUGGUGAACGUGGCGGAGCUCCAGUUCUUUGCAUUGAAGAUGCCUUAAGAAAUUGUUCUGAAUUUUCAAGAGGCCAAGCUGAGUGGUCACCUAUCCUCUUACUGGUUCCUUUGGUUCUAGGUCUUGACAAAGUAAAUCCUAGGUACCUACCAUUGCUGGCUGCCACAUUCACCUUUCCCCAGAGCAUUGGCAUUUUGGGGGGUAGGCCUGGUGCUUCAACGUAUCUAAUUGGCGUGCAAGAUGAUAAAGUAUUUUAUCUUGAUCCCCAUGAAGUUCAACAGGCAGUUAACAUAACUAAAGAUAAUCUGGAGGCUGAUACCUCAUCGUAUCACUGCAGUGUUAUACGGCAAAUUCCUCUUGAAUCCAUCGACCCAUCACUGGCCAUUGGGUUUUAUUGCCAAGACAAAGGUGAUUUUGAUGAUUUUUGUUCACGGGCAACUGAGCUGACAGAAAAAUCAGAUGGUGCUCCACUAUUCACAGUAACUCAUACUCGUGAUUCACCAAGGUCGAGCAGCAUCAGUGGGGCUCAGGAGGCUGAUUCCUUCGAUGUACCUGAUGAUACUGAAGGCACUGCACAAGAUGAUUGGCAGCUUCUUUGAUUUGCUUGCACAAUAUUCGUUUGAUUCAGGGUUUGCAGAAAGCGCACAUAGUUCAUGUAUGUGCGCACAUAGUUUCUUCUUCGGUCAUGUAUGUGGUUUUUGUCUAACCUUACUGGGUAGUUCAAUACAGAAACUGUACUAGGUGUUUGUAUAUAUGUAAACCUCGGAGUUGUUAGGUUUUGGAUGUGUUAGAAGAUGUUGCAAAAUGAAGUGUUCAUAUUCUUUUACAAA
Erigeron canadensis is the source of this 1806-nucleotide messenger RNA. Its product is annotated as cysteine protease ATG4-like. Gene Ontology annotation, molecular function: protein-phosphatidylethanolamide deconjugating activity. Lineage: Eukaryota; Viridiplantae; Streptophyta; Magnoliopsida; Asterales; Asteraceae. Bases 160 to 1575 code for a protein of 471 amino acids. The record is from RefSeq and is a predicted model, not a curated record. The transcript is spliced from 9 exons.